AAUGAUUUACCUGUUGGAACGCGUGAACCGGCGCGGCCUUGUGCGCGAGCGCAGGUUCGACUGCGAGUCAGUUCCAAUCCAAGACUCAGCGCGGGUGCGCGUCACGUCGCUCCGAUCGUUGACACUCGAUUUUGUCCAAUUAGUGCGCUCGCGAGAAACGAGUUAAGUGGUUUGGCCGAAUAGUGAAAAUUCCGACUCAAAUAACAAACUCGCGUCAACGAUGCAUUGUCAAAUUCUUUAUUAGUGCUAACAAUAUGUAACAUAAACUAUGUAAAUUAUAUAAGUUUAAGUGCAGUUUAGUGAAUUAAAAAUGUGCAUAAUGUGGUUAAUGAGCGCUCUAUUAAUGCUGAGUGCGAGUUCGUGCGUGUGGUGCGCAUCCUUGUCGGCAACGACGGGGGCGCGGUAUCAAGCUCCUGACGAGUGCCGAUGGACGACUGACAACGAUGAGUCUGGAGUGACGUUGCAAUGCAGAUUAAGAACUAUAAAUAGCGAGUUAGAAAAUACAAACUUUAGUGCUAUACAACCCCAUCUUACCGUGCGGCUGCGACUAGAAUGUAGUGAUGCAUUAUUCUUUCAAAGUUCUUUAGCUCCCGGAAGUUUUCGUCAAUUAAUAGAGUUAAGAGAGCUCACAAUUGAAUAUUGUAAAAUUGGUAACCUGUCCGAUGGAGCAUUUACGGGCCUCCGUGAACUUAAAAAUUUAACAAUUAGAACACAUAAUACGGAGUGGGCGACCAUGUCACUUGAAAUAACACCGACAGCUUUUUCAAGAGAUAUACAAAAUUUGGAAAGACUAGAUCUAAGCGAAAACAACAUGUUGACCUUUCCUGAAGGAGCCCUGUGUACUUUGCGAAAUCUAGAAUAUUUGAACAUGACUAACAAUCGAAUGAGAGAUAUCAGUCACUUUCAAUUUUCAACUGCUCAUCGACACCCGACUGAAAAAUGCGGGGACAAUCUUUUGAUAUUGGACUUAUCGAAAAAUGUUAUAGACACACUUCCGCCAGGUCUUCUUUCUGGGCUUAAGCGACUACAAAAGCUUUACCUUCAAGGCAAUGGUCUCAACUCUGUAGCUGAUAGAUCAUUAGAAGGGCUCAUUUCAUUAACGACCAUUCGCUUCUCUGACAACCAACUUACUAGUUUACCACCGGAAUUAUUUAGCGAUACGAAAGAGCUAAAAGAAAUAUAUUUAAACAACAAUACAAUCACAGUGCUAGCGCCUGGUUUGUUUAGCGACCUUUUCCAACUUCUUGUGCUAGAUUUGUCACACAAUGAAUUAACAUCUGACUGGAUAAACACGUCGACCUUUACGGGUCUAAAAAGACUCGUGUAUUUGGACUUUUCGCAUAAUCGUGUAUCAAAAAUGGAAAUAGCCUUAUUCAGAGAUCUACAUAAUUUACAAAUAUUAAAGAUGCAGGACAAUUUCAUUGAACAUAUUUCAGAAAACGUGUUCAUAUCCUUAAGUAAUUUGCAUACAUUAAUUUUAUCAAACAACAGAUUGACUAAUAUAGAAAGUUAUGCCUUCGUAGGGAUGCCAGUGCUCACUGUAUUGUCGAUAGACAGCAACCGUAUAUCAAAAAUACAUCCACAUGCUUUUAGAAAUUGUUCAACGUUACAAGACUUACAUAUUAAUGGAAAUCGAUUGGAUGAGGUUCCGAUUGCGCUCAAAGAUAUUCCACAAUUAAAAACGCUCGACCUAGGAGAAAAUUUAAUAGUGAGCAUUGAAAAUGCCUCAUUUAUGACAAUGCAACAGAUGUAUGGGCUGAGAUUAACUGAAAACAACAUCGGAAACAUAAGUAAAGGCGUGUUCGACAAAAUGACUUCAUUAAAAAUACUUAACUUGUCUCGAAACAAAAUUCACAAAAUUGAAGCCGGUGCAUUCGACGGAAACAUAAAUUUACAAGCCAUAAGAUUGGAUGGAAACUACUUGACGGACAUUGGAGGUCUUUUUGCAAAAUUACCGAAUUUAGUAUGGCUAAAUAUUUCCGAUAACCGGUUAGAGUGGUUCGACUACGCCAUGAUUCCAACUGGUCUGCAAUGGUUAGAUAUUCAUGCAAACAGAAUUGCUGAACUUGGAAAUUACUUCGAGAUCGAGUCGCAGCUCUCUCUCAGUACUUUCGACGCCAGCUCUAAUAGGCUUACGGAGAUAACAGGCAGUGCAAUACCGAAUUCGGUUGAAAUGUUGUAUCUGAAUGAUAAUUUAAUUUCAAAGGUACAAUCUUACACAUUUUUCAAAAAGCCAAAUUUAACCCGAGUGGAUCUUUACGGAAAUAAAAUAACAAGUUUAGACCCGAAUUCUUUAAGGAUAUCCGCUGUCCCUCAGGAUAAAUCCGUUCCUGAAUUUUUUAUUGGAGGAAACCCAUUAGAGUGCGACUGCACAAUGGAGUGGCUACAAAAAAUAAACACUGGAAACCGAGCCAGAACUCAACCGAAGUUAAUGGAUUUAGACAGUAUACAUUGUAAAUUAUUAUACAAUAGAGGAAACUCAUUUGUGCCUUUAGUUGAAGCCGCACCGCAUCAGUUUUUAUGUAAAUAUGAAUCCCAUUGUUUCGCGCUGUGCCAUUGCUGCGAUUUCGACGCCUGUGAUUGCGAAAUGACUUGCCCUAAUAAUUGCACUUGUUAUCAUGAUCAAUCUUGGUCAGCUAAUGUAGUGGAAUGCUCAAGCGCAGGCUACGUAAAUUCCUUACCAGAGAGAAUACCUAUGGAAGCCACACAACUAUAUCUUGACGGCAACGACAUUAAGAUGCUUCCCAGUCAUGCUUUUAUUGGAAGAAAGAGAUUAAAAAUACUAUAUCUAAAUGCCUCCAAUAUUGAAAUUAUUCACAACAGAACAUUUAACGGUUUAAAGGAGCUUGAAGUGUUACAUUUAGAUCACAACGGAAUUAAUACUUUAGAAGGACAAGAAUUUGAUGGAUUAGAAAAUUUACGAGAACUUUACAUCGACAACAAUAAAAUUCGCAGCAUAGGAAAAGACAUGCUUAGUAACAUGCCUCGUUUAAAAAUACUACAUUUAGACCAUAAUAGAUUGAUAACUAUAUCGGUGUGGCAAAUCAAUCCAGCUGUUACAUCAAUAACAUUAUCGUUUAACCCAUGGUCGUGUGAUUGUGAAUAUACAGAAAUGUUUAGAGAAUGGACGAAAAGAGUAAAUUCCAUUGUGGAUUUGUCAGAAAUAAAAUGCAUUUUUAGUAAAGGAAAUAACACUGAUAUUAUACCUUAUAAUGAGAGCAUUUACAACGAUUUGGAUUCCGGAUUCAAAAUAACUGAAGAAAACGGCACAAUGUGCACAGGUUUGCCUAGUAUCAAUAACAGUAUUAACGGAAAUCUUACAGCGACAAAAACUAUAAUAACCAAUGGAGAAGUACAAGACUACAUUCCCUUACUUCUGGCAGCCCUCGGCAUAUUAGUACUAGUCCUAUUUGUGAGCCUCUUAACGUUUAUAUUUAGACAAGAAAUGAAGUUAUGGUUUCAUUCCAAAUUUGGAGUAAGGCUUUUCCACAGAGCAAAUGACAUAGAUACAGAUGAUCGUGAAAAAAUGUUUGAUGCAUUUGUGAGCUAUAGUUCUAAAGACGAAGCUUGGGUCGCAUCUGAGUUGGUGCCUAUGUUAGAAAGAGGCGACCAUUCUUAUAAGUUGUGUCUGCCGUAUCGGGACUUUGCAGUGAGCGGGAACGUAGUUGAAAAUCUAACUAGAGCAGUGCAAACUUCGCGCCGUACAAUAAUGGUUCUAAGUGAGAAUUUUAUUAAAUCCGAGUGGAGCAGUAUAGAAUUCAAAUCUGCUCAUCUUCAAGUUUUAAGAGACAGACGGAGAAGACUCAUUGUUGUGCUUAUCGAUGAUGUUCCGCCCAAGGAUCUCGAUCCUGACUUGAGAUUGUAUUUAAAGACAAAUACGUAUUUACACUGGGGUGAUAAAUCGUUUUGGGAGAAGUUGAGAUUUGCUCUGCCCGACGUGCCGAGCAACCAGCGGUGCCGCGGUGUGCCGAGCCCCGGCGCAGGCGGCGCGGUGCCCAUGCACCGGCACCAUUACCCGCGGGGCCACAUGGGCGCGCUGCCGCCACCACCCGUGCACGGCGCACACCCUGUACUGCCACCGCACCCCUCACAUGCUGCGCAUCAGAUACCUCCCCGUGCCUCGCCUCGUACACUCUCAGCUCACGUUUAAGGUACUUUAGAACUGUAAACCUUAGUGUAGUGAAGUGCCCUGUAGUGGAAUGUAAACAAAGUGCAGUGUAAAUAUGACUCAGUGAACAUUGUGAUAGCUAGUCCGAUAGCCUGUAUAUUGUAAAUAUUUUACUUUUAAUUUAAUGAUAGUGUAAAAAUAU
Papilio machaon (common yellow swallowtail) is the source of this 4310-nucleotide messenger RNA. It is a transcript of the gene Tollo, whose product is annotated as toll-like receptor Tollo. Gene Ontology annotation, molecular function: protein binding. Lineage: Eukaryota; Metazoa; Arthropoda; Insecta; Lepidoptera; Papilionidae. Bases 311 to 4150 code for a protein of 1279 amino acids. Gene Ontology annotation, biological process: signal transduction. The transcript has a single exon. The record is from RefSeq and is a predicted model, not a curated record.